UUGAUGUGCGCAGUUGUGCACUCGUGUUCUGAAAUUUGAAUAUUUUUGUGGACUUACUUUAACUGUAAUUCAAUAGAGACCGAUCCACCAUACAAGGAAAGUCAUGCCCCCGGAAAGUGAUAGCGAUGUGGAGAUCAUAGAGACGGAAUCUUUUGAUUAUCGUAACCAUCAUCGCCGGCCGGAACCCCUUAGGUUUCCAGCUAAGAUGUUUACACAAAUUCCGCCCGGCAUCCCCUCUCCACCAUUUUCGCCCAUGGACAUGCCCCUGCUCAAGGAGGCCAUGGCCCACAAUGGACAUGUUAAUGUUCCGGAAGGAUUCGUUCUGUGCAUUCCGUGUUAUCUUUGCAAGCAGCCCUUCAACGACUACGAAACGCUCAAGGAACACCUCACCCAACAUGCGGCGGAGAUGACCGCCUGGAAUACAUCGCAUGCGCAGGCGCAGGAGCCUCAGCCUCCGCCAAUGAUGAAACCCUAUAUUCACCCCCUCAAUCAGACCUUCGCGCAUCCCAUAGAACAGCCUUUAUAUCAUCCCAUCAAUCAGGGCAUGGGUCAUCAGAUGCAGUUCCACAUGCCCAUGAACUUUGGACACCGGCCGCCACUGGAUCUUUAUUCACCGCCUCUCGAACCGCCGAUGGCUUAUCCAAUGCCUCCGGCUCAUCACCAUCCGAACAUGAUUCAACCACCCAUUCAACAUCCCAUCCAACAACCACUGGAAUUCCCAGGACCAGGACCAGGACCUCGACAUUUACCCAUGCCAUCCCAGUUUCCGCAGGAAAUGCCGGUUCAACCUCAAGUGCUCAGAUCCCUUCUAAAGAACCCACUGUUUCCGCGUGAACAAUCGCACAACUUAUUUGCCCACGAGUCGGGAUCUCCUCCAGUGGAAAAGCCACCGGUCUUGGUAAAACCCAAAUCUCCAGAUUCUUUACCAGCUCCGACUCCAGAUUCAGCUCCAGCACCGGUUCCAGUCUCGGUUAUCAUAAAGCCACGAUCUCCGGAGCUGAUUAAACCAAAAAUCCCCAGGCAGUCGGUGUACCUUCGAGGUCAGUUCGAGUGCGACUGGUGCGGGAAGCGUCUGAGCUCCCGCCAGUCCCUGAGAUACCAUGAGAACCAUUUCCACGCGGAGGAGGAGCUGCCCGAGAGUGCGAUUGGCAGGGAUGUGCAGAAGCAGCACAGGUGUCCCACCUGCAAGAAGCGCUACAAGCGGCGCAACUUUCUUUUGAUGCACAUGAAGGUCAAACAUGGGAUAGUCCGAUCGGCCAAAAGUGUUUCCGAACCGGAGUCUCCAAGUGCCGCUGAUGCGCCUGCGCCGCCUGCGCAGGUCCCGGUUUUAGUCUCUAACAAAUCUUCGCCGACCGAAGAACCGAAGAGGGAGAUUUGGAGCACUCAAAUCUACAACGCCGUAGCCGCAGCCAAGUAUAAUCCAGCCAGCGAGCGAGCGGAUAAGUAUCUCAGUGCGCCACGUCAGCAGCCGGAGCUUCUGGAAUCGGGUUUCAAACCCACACCGAAGCGAACGUAUCCACUACGUUCGCCGUUCUUCAAUCCGGAUCUAUGGCUGGGCUGCGAUGCAUACUUAUAAGGAAAACUGGAUUGGACUUGUGGUGGAAACCCCCAACUGGAAUAUAAAAUAUUCGAGCUAUCGAACCAUAUCGCCCUUAAGCGGAUGUCAGCAGAGCUGACUACUCUUAGUAUCGUUACUUAAACUAUACAAAUUCUUCAUUUUAUGGAGCUUCCAAGUAUGUACAAUGUACAUUGUACGUAUAUAAUUUCAUGGAUACAUAUCCAUGUCGCUAGCGAGGUUUUCUGUGUCCUCAGCACUUUCGAUCUCGACUUCGAAAUCCCAAAAGGCAUAGCCAAAUGUUUAUGUCAAAAUAAACAAUAUCAAGUUGCUGACUUCAGCAAAGAAAUUUGAACGGUCAGACGAUCGAGUUCGACGUCUUUCGUCUCUUAGGUUUCAACGAAUCGCCAUUAAUGAAAAAUAAAUAAAGAAACCUAUGUGCACCAUA
Molecule: messenger RNA, 2003 nt
Organism: Drosophila subpulchrella
Lineage: Eukaryota; Metazoa; Arthropoda; Insecta; Diptera; Drosophilidae
Gene: Lime
Product: bromodomain-containing protein 4B
Exons: 2
Coding region: 104-1576 (490 amino acids)
Source: RefSeq, a predicted model, not a curated record